Dreissena polymorpha is the source of this 5732-nucleotide messenger RNA. RefSeq lists its product as uncharacterized. The transcript is spliced from 19 exons. NCBI's taxonomy places the organism in Eukaryota, Metazoa, Mollusca, Bivalvia, Myida, Dreissenidae. The record is from RefSeq and is a predicted model, not a curated record. Bases 83 to 3304 code for a protein of 1073 amino acids.
AUGUUCUACACCGGAAGCGAAGACUGCAAAAAAUAAACAAAUAACUCCCAUUCACUUGUCAUGAAGUUUGUUUAUCAGAACCAUGUUCCGUCGUAAAGGACCCUCUGAGGUGGAAAUAGCCAAGGAGAAUGACGUCAAGAUUGCAAUAACACAGGAAUUCUCCAAAGCACUGAAGACAGUCCAAAAAGAAAGCAUUGGAACUGAGGACCAGGCAGUUUAUAGCACUGAUACAGCCAACUCAGUGUGCAAUUGUCUUGAAGCCGUAUUCCUACAUGGACUCAAGGCAAAGGCCAUAACUAAGAUUGCCAGUUAUGUUGGCGUUGGAAGUUCAGCCACCGCUCAAACCACCCUGAACUUUUGGAACUUUGUUGCCAAGUUUACACACAGCGAGGUGAUAUCACAGCUGAAACAUCUCGGCCAAAUCACAACGGAGGUUGGAUUGUGUAGGGCUUGGGUACGGGUCGCGCUCAAUGAUGGGAUAAUGGAGAGCUAUAUAGAUGCCAUGGUUGCCGACAAAAAAACUCUGCAAUACUACUAUAACAGCGUGGCAUAUUUACGGGAUCGUGAACAGCCCGGGAUCAUGAAAACAUACCUUCAAGGUUUUAUGAGUUUCCAGUUCAAGCUUUCCUACAACGCCAGUGUCCUCAAUGAGUGGGCCUAUACCCCCCUCGUGUUGGCAGGAGUGAUUGACAGCAACGAUGCUCCACCUCCUAUUAUUAAACCUGCAGUAACAAACACGAAGAGGAAGAGUGUCGUCUCUAUAGCAAACAUUCCAACUAUUGACACCACAGAAACAACUGUAGAGGUCGAGCAAAUGAGGUCAAGGUCACGGGGAAAUAGUGACGCUAGAGCCCAAAAUCCUAUGGAUCAACCUCCCUUUGGGGCUUCAUCAAAGUCUAGCUAUAUUGUGUCUUCGUCAGAAUUCACUUCUCAAGACGUUGAAGAAAUAAAGAAAAUGUCAUCGCGAAAGUCUGCGAAGGCGAUGUCGGAAUGCUCUAGCUCAAGCCACUUGUCGUGCCCUGAUCCACCCCAUAUGAAUGCUAGCCCUGCCACGUAUGUGAAGAAAAUGUAUGGCGGGCCUGAGCAGUCACCGUUAUCUGAAAGAAGCUUUCAGGGUUUGGACUGUGAGAAAGGAGCAGAUGGUCUUGAAGUCAGAAUCAAUGGUGAAGCAAGACAGAGUGAGAAACUGGAGGCUGGAGUUAAGAGAAUAAGUGAAUCUAGUGCUGUGACAGUUGAUUCCUCAGGGUACGGUGCUGAUAUUGAAACUGAGGAAACAGUUAAAGAAGAGUUUGAUGUUUUAGAGAAGGAAAACUAUGAAGAUGGUGAGAGUUGGGGGCAGCAUGGUCAAAGUCCGGUAGAGAAACCUGUUGAGGACUUAAAAAGGAGAUACCAAAGGCUGGAAUCUUUUAACAGAGAGCUACAAGAGAAAGCAAUCAUUGAUAGUUAUAUCGAACCUGAUGCAGAAUCCAAAAAGAAUGAUGAGACAGUAUAUGGCUAUGAUCGCAAUGAUGGCUUUGAUGGUUUAGGUGAAACGGAGGUUGAGGCAUCAAAUGACUAUACAAUUAGGCCAAUGGGAAAAGCUUUAAGUACAAAAUCUGGUGAAAAGGACCAAGAUGUUUUGCCAGGGAACAAGGCUGCUAAUCUGUCUGUUGGUACAGAUGAUCUUUUGAAUAUUUCUCAAAAAAUACUCAAUGAACUUGGCUUGGAGGAUUCCAAGGUAUCUAUUAACAUUGAGGAGGAAGUAACCAAAAGUGGCAUUCAGCCCAAAGAAACAGUAUCUACCCCAAAGAAAACAAAGAAACUCAAAGAGAAAGAAGACAAAAUUAAUAAAUUAAAGCCAAAGUUAAGUAUGAGUCCACCACAUCCUGAAGUUGUCCCCCCAGUUUUAUCUUACGCUAUCGCAGACAAGGUUGAACGUAUACAGACCCUGGAGAACCCAGACUAUCUCUUAAAGCAUCGACGGUCCCUGCCUGCAAUUGGAGUGAUGCAGAGGAAGUCUGACAAGCGCAAGUCGAUGCCAAACGUGAUGGAGGAUGUCAGUGAAGAAGGCCAGGCCAGCAUUGAGGAAUACCUGUAUGGAACAGCAGCAUUCGAUGGGUUGGAGUCGAAGAAAGAUGAUGGUGUGGAGGAUGACAUAGACAGUGAUGAGGACAGGACACUCAGAAGUCGUUUCAGUGCAGAGCCUCGACAGAGCAUCGGUAACAACCUGAUGUUGACUGGCCGUGGCUGGUCGUCCUCCUUCGAGAGCGAGCUCGGAGACACGGUGGACGCCAUGUCACCCCCUCGACCCUCCAGGGCACUGCCAGUUAACCGACCUAAAUCGGAGAGUUUUGGCACACUGCUACAGAACUACACGCCAAGCAGCUCCCUAACCAGGCACUCCAUCGACGAUGUCCUCUCCACGCUGCCCAAGAGAACCAACACGUUUAUCUCCCCUGAUACAUCACCCAAUGAGGAAGGGGCAGGUUUAGAAGGGUUUGAAGUUGUCAUCAACAAAGAGGACCACCUGCAAUCAAAUGAAGUCUCAAAGAUACGACUGUUCUCCGAGAUUGCAAAUGAGAAAGGACUUGAUGCCCAGAACUUUCAGUGCAGGGGUUGCAAGCGACCUCUGGGACUCAUAUUCGGCAAGCAGAGGGUGUGCAAGUUUGACGGCGGCUACUACUGUUUUGAAUGUCACGAGAAUGAUGAGUAUUACAUUCCAGCAGUCAUAGUGCACAACUGGGACUUCCGGAAACAUCAAGUUGCUAAGAGGAACCUAGAGUUCCUGCAAGACAAGGAAGAGCAGCCGUACAUCAAUGUCAACGAGACCAACCCUCGUAUCUAUGAACACGUCUCGGAAAUGGCGGAGAUACAGGGUCUCCGUCGGCAGCUCAUGUACCUCAAGAUGUAUCUGUUCACGUGCAAGCAGUCAAUUGCAGAGGACUUCAGACGGAUCAUCUGGCCUCGAGACUAUCUCUAUGAGAGCAUUGAACUGUAUUCACUUGCUGACCUCCUGCAGGUGCCAACGGGGGGCCUUGCCAGCAGCCUCCGCAAACUGAUCCGCUUUGCUAGCAAACACGUGUACAGCUGUCGGCUGUGUAGCCAGAAGGGGUUCAUAUGUGAGCUGUGUAACAACCCCAAGGUCAUCUACGCCUUUGAGCUGGAUGCCACAGUCAGGUGUACAGUAUGUAAGACAGUGUUCCACAAGGAGUGCAAGACGGACAAUAAGGCAUGUCCCAAAUGUCAGCGGCGACUGCAUCGUCAGAGCAUGCAAGGGUCAACCAGCCAGAUCCUCACACCUGACUAUGACCUACAUGUCACCUAGCAAACUGUAACAACCACACUGUUACUAUGGAAACAAGAUCCUCACACCUGACUUUGACCUACAUGUCAUGUAGCAACCUGUGAUAACCACACUGUUACUAUGGAAACAAGAUCCUCACACCUGACUACGACCAACUUGUCACGUAGCAACCUGUGAUAACCACACUGUUACUAUGGAAACAAGAACCUCACACCUGACUGCGACCUACAUGUCACCUAGCAAUCAGUGACACCCACACUGUUACUAUGGAAAUCUGAUUCUCAUGGUGUGAAAUCAAGCUGUGCCAACAACCAGAUAAUUUCUGUAGCACCCAUAGUAUUCAGACUCCUGAUGGAACUACAUAUGGGUAAAUGUAACAACAAUUACACUGUAACUUUGCCAAUCGGAUAUUCUCUAUUUUGACUGCUAAAGUUUGUACACCAGGUAAUUGUUGUGGCAACACUAUUCCUAAAUGAGAUUUUCACUUUUGUUUGCUUAAGCUGUCAGUAGCAAUAUACAAUUUUGAUGGCAAACAAGGCUGUUUUGUUGAUCUAGUAUCACCAAUCAUGUAAUGUCAGUUUAUGGUCGUGCCAGACUGAUAACAUGCCAUAUUGAACUAAAUGUUGACAGCAUGCUUUGAGACAACUACAAGGAAAAUAUACAUGAAAAUGUUGAAAUGAUACAGAUUAAUUUAUUUGUGUUUUUUUAACAAAAUGUUAUCUAUUGUUAACUGUUAUAAAGAGAAGUGCAGAUUUCUUGGAUAAGACAUUGAGAUGCUUGAAAAACAUAAAUGACGAAAAUUAUAUAGAAAAAAAUAAUGUGAUAUUUUUAGCAUUAUAGUUGUAAAUAAGACUUGAUGCCAAAAUAGUUCUUACUUGUAUGCAUAUAAGUAAUGCAUACCAUUUACUUUUAGUUGAGUUAUAUGUUUUUAUUUUAUGCUUUCCUGUGGUUUAUAGAGAAAUAUCAGUAAAUUAAAACUGAUAAUUUCACUGUUUCAAACAAUGAAAAUUAUCAGUGAAAAUUAUCGAUAAUUUUCAUUGUUUACUGUGAAAUGGCGUCAUUUUUUGACGAAAUGACGUCAUUAUCCCAGCGAAAUCCUAAAGUUAAACACUCUACCAAUGUAUGUAAACUAUAAACAAAAGCAUAAAAUAAAAAGAAAAUUUGUUGGAUUCGGUGGAAUAUCGAUUUUAAUUCACUCGUGAUCAUAGAAAAUAUAUAUUUUCACUCGUGGCUGCGCCACUCGUGAAAAUAUUAUUUUCUAUGAUCACUCGUGAAUUAAAAUUGAUAAUCCACCGAAUCCAACAAAUAUUCUCUAUAUAUAGAGUUUACUAUGGCAUGCAGAAAAUGGCAUUUUGAAAGUGAACAUUUAACAUGGUAUCAGGGUUACAGUACACAUGUAUAAUUCAUAAGUUAUUGAUCACCUCAAUAUAUUAAUUAAUAUUAUGCAUGUUAUACUGUUUGUGAUGUUAAAUGGUUUUGAUAAAAUGAGCUUCAUUCUGCUAUAACUGGGUUUGAAGCAAGUGUCGUUCCUAACAACUAUAGUUGCCAUUUGUAUGGUAUGUUUUGUUGGAAGGAAGUCUCUUUUUGCAAAAAUUCAGUUUAGGCAAAAAGUCUCUCACUCAAAAGUGCAGUUCAUGAUUGCCGGUGCAGACUGCACAGGCUAUUCUCGAACGACACUUUAUGCAGGUGCAUUAUGCCUAGCUUUGUCAGGGCAAGGUUGAUAUGCAGGGCUCAGUCUGCACUUGGUCUAAUAAGCCAAUGGCUACAAAUGAACAAAUUUAGCUGAAGAAAAUUAUUUUUGAUUACAUAUAAUCCUUAAUAAAUACCUACAAAAUAUCAAAAAUAAGUAGAAUUUUUCAAAAGCAUGUCAACUUUUUUGAAAGUUUGAGCCAGGAGAAGCCCUGAUAUCAGAUAAUAAUAAUUCUUUGUUAUUGGGAAAUGAUGUAAUAAUAAUGCACAAAUUAACGUACUGAUACCAAGAUACUUAACAGUUUACAAGUACUAAAGGCUAGUUAUUUUCAUAAAUAUAUAUAAUAUCCUUUUUUCAGCAUCAAGGACAAAUACAUUUAUUUCCUGUUAGCUAAUAAUUGCUCUUAUCCUUGUCACAUGAAGACUGAUUAGCUUUGUUUGUUAUGAUUAUUUGUUUAAUUGAUCAACCCCUUCUGUCCACUCAGUCAAUGAUAAACAAACCUAACUUACUAAAGCAAAUAGCACGAAUGUAUUUAUGUAAAUGGAUAUUUUAUUUAAUUUUCAUUUUAUGUGUUAUCUAUAUCUAUAUUGAUAAUACAGCCAUUAAAUGCUCUUAGACUUUCAUUGAAUUUAUAUGCUUUUGUGAUUUUCAGAGUCUUUUUAUUAUUUAUAGUUCAAUUAUUGUUUUUGUUGUAAAUAUUAAAAUGUGAUGGAAUAUUUAUUUAUAUUUUAGGGAAAGCGAAUAAAUAUGUACACAAUA